CUGGUAGGUUCUAAUCCUCGACUGUACCAAACCACCAAAUCGCGAGCCUGCAGCGAUCAUCACGUUCGACGACCCCGGCGCUACUGAGAGUAAAGAGCACUAUUCUUGCCUGCCUCCUCAAUAAAAAGGACCCCACUUUACCUGCAGUCCCAAGCUAUCGAGUCAACCCCGAAUAUGACAUGAAUUGAGCUUUGUCUUGAUAAAUCAAGCAUUCGCCAUCGACUUCCCUGUUUCUCUCACUCGCGUCCGCCUACGGACGCAUCGCUCAAUUUUACGCCAUGACGUCCCUUCAUAAUGGCCACGUCAAUGGCACCACCAACAACCACGUCCCACCGGCCGCGACACCGCCAGCUAAUCUUCGCUUUUCCGACAUUCCUUCUGCGAUUGAUAUUCCUGCAUCAACCCUUGACAGCGAAGUCGAGGUUAGUCUAGAGGUCCUUCCCGACGAUCCGACCGAGCUGUGCACCCUUUUGGAGAACGAGAAAGCCGCCAAAAACUUUUGGGUGACAAUCGCGCUCGCGUAUGCCAAACAAAACCAGCUCGACCAUGCGAUUGACAUCCUUAACAAAGGGCUGGCUUCUGCAGGCCACGGGGCGAUCAAGGAGAAACUCGGGCUUCUAAGCUGGGUCUGCUGGUUGUUGAUGCUAAAAUGCCGACAAGCGCCUCGUGUUCUGAACGAGUCCGAAAACUACACAGAUUCCAAAACCAAAGACUAUUACCUACAGCAAGCAACAUCUACGCUGAAUGAGGCCUCACGAUUGAAUCCGGCUUUCCCUCCUCUUUUUCUGGCACGCGGUGUUCUGUCUCUCCUACGCGCGUCAAUGCAACCUCUCCGACCGACGCGUACGGGGGGUAUCGAUACCUCCGAACGCGCCGAAUCAUUACGUCAGGCCCUCAAGUGUUUUGAGGAAUCGUCCAAGGUCUUUGGUGGUCGCAAUAUAAUGGCAAUCCUCGGUCAUGCACGUGCGCAGUACAUGCUGGGCCGCUAUUCGGAAGCAUUGGAAGGUUAUCAGCUAGUACUUGUGAAAGCGCCUGGGCUGAGGGACCCUGAUCCUCGCAUCGGCAUCGGCUGUUGUCUGUGGCAAUUGGGAUUUAAAGAGCAGGCAAAAGCCGCCUGGGAGCGGGCGCUUGCAUUGAACCCCGAUUCAAAAGUCGCCAAUAUCCUUCUUGCAGUCUACUAUUUGUACGACAGCUCCCGACACUCCACCACAGACCCGGCCUUUGGUUCUCUAUAUAAGGUGGCCAUGACACAAUAUACGCAGAAGGCAUUCAAACUGGAUAAAGAGUACCCAAUGACAUGUGCUCUCUUCGGCAGCUACUUCCUCCUGCGCAAGUCAUAUAGUACUGUUGACAGUUUGGCCCGAAAGGCCAUCCAACAAACAGACGUAAUGUCGAUUGCCAGUGAUGGAUGGUAUUUGCUUGGGCGGAAAGCGCACUAUGAAGGCGACCUCGUUCACGCAGCGGAAUAUUACAAUCGAGCGGACCAGGCCCGCGGCGGUGAGAAUGGUUAUCUUCCUGCCAAACUAGGUAGUAUACAGAUGCAGGUCUCAAUCAGCAAGGAUUUUGACGGAGCCAAGUUCCGGCUGGAGAAAAUCAUCCAACAGACCAAGAACCCGGAGAGUAUGAUCUUGCUCGGUGCCCUCUACGCAGAGGAGGUGUUUGCAGCUAGCAGCAAAGAUGAUAAGUCCGCAGAAGCCAAGAAAGCCAUUGGACUUCUAGAGUCUGUCCGUACUCUUUGGAAGGACGAGAGCAAGAAGAUUCUGCCCGACGAGUCGGUCUUGGUUUACCUGUCCCGCCUGUACGAGCAGACCGCCCCGGAAAAGAGCAUGCAAUGCCUCACUCAGCUGGAGGAAAUGCAACUCGCUGAGAUUCCUGGAGAGGAACGUCCUGAAGGUGUGGAUGAUGUGGAGCAGAUCAAGCUUAUCCUUCGCAAACAAUUACCUCCACAGCUACUCAACAACAUGGGAUGCUUCCUAUACCAAGCAGAGAAGAUUGAACUUGCUCGGACGAUGUUUCAAUCCGCACUCGAUGCCUGCGUCAAGUCCCAGGGACAGGAGAGCGAGCUCGAUACGGAUGCUCUUGUGACUACCAUCAGCUACAAUUUGGGCCGUACUUAUGAGGCAGCCGACAUGCCAGAUGAUGCCAAGAAGGUAUACGACGGAUUACUAGCGCGUCACGCUGACUACACAGAAGCCAACGCGCGAUUGACUUACAUUGCUCUGCGACAAAGCCCAACAGAUGAGGGCCCCAAAAAAAUGGCUAAGCUAUAUGAAGCCGAUGCAACUAACCUUGAGGUACGAGCCUUGUUUGGCUGGUAUUUGAGCAAGUCCAAAAAACGCGCGGCCAACCUGGCGGAAGACCACGAGCAGCGCCACUACAAACACACUUUGCAAUACUAUGAUAAGCAUGACCGGUACUCGCUCACGGGAAUGGGUAACAUUCAUCUUGCUGCAGCACGUGACAUGCGGCGGGACACCGAUCAAGACAAGGAAAAGCGGCGGAAGAUGUACGAGCGUGCGGUGGAAUUCUUCGACAAGGCUCUGCAACUGGAUCCAAGGAACGCCUACGCAGCGCAGGGUAUCGCCAUUGCGCUCGUGGACGACAAAAAAGACCACGCUUCUGCGGUUCAUAUCUUCUCCAAGGUUCGAGAUACAUUGCGUGAUGCUAGUGUUUACCUCAAUCUCGGCCACGUCUACGCGGAGCUUCGGCAGUUCACGCGGUCGAUUGAGCAUUACGAGGCUGCCCUGUCCCGCGACCGGGCUCGUGACGCACAGGUUCUUGCCUGUUUGGGUCGUGUCUGGUUGCUGAAGGGUAAGCAAGAGAUGAACUUGCAAGCUAUGAAGACAGCGCUGGACUACGCCCAGCGCGCCCAUGCCGUUGCGCCGGGCCAGGUUCACCUUGAAUUCAAUAUUGCCUUCGUGCAGAACCAGAUUGCCUCAUUGACGUACGGUCUCCCAGAAACGCAGAAGACGGUCCAGGACGUGGAAGAUGCAGCAUCUGGACUCCACAGUGCGGUGGAAACGUUUGGUCGGAUCGCGCAAGCCAAGAAUCCGCCUUACCCGGCCAGUGCUCUGGAGCAACGCGCAAACAUGGGACGCACAAUCAUCAAGCAGCUCGAGCGUGCCCUACAGAGUCAGAGGGAUUACGAGGAGAAGAAUGCGGCCAAACUCCAGCAGGCGCGCGAGGCGCGCGAAGCGGAAAUCCGGCGCCGAGAGGAGGAGGUGCGCCAGGCGCAGGAGGCCGAGCGAGAACGCAAGCAACGGGUUGCCGAGGAGCGUCAACGCAUGAUUGAGGAGGCACAGCGAUUGGCUGAGCAGCGUGCCGAAGAAGAACGUACUCGCGAAGAAGCGGAGCUAACAACGGAGUCGGAGACGGGGGCCAAGGUGAAGCGUAAGAAGCGGACCACCUCGAAGCGCAAGAAGAAGGGCACUGAGGACGACUUCAUCAACGAUGGCGGAGAUUCUCCUCGUCAGGCGAGAAGUAGCGAGCCUGAGAGCGAAGGCGCGACGGCGCCGAAGAAGCGUCGGCGCCUAGAGCGGCGGGCUGGCGGCAAGGUACAGAGCAAAUACAAGAGUAGCGAGAUGGUAGUAGACUCAGAUGACUCGGAUGCUGAGGCAGUGGCUCCGGCGGACGAUGACCACACAAUGGGUGACCCGGGAGCGGAUUCUGAAGACGAAGAGGAAGAUGUGGUGCAGCGACGUCGGGCCAAAGUCACGCGCCGCGUGGCUGAUGAUGACGAUGAGGAAGAGGGGGACGAGGACGACGAACCUGCAAAAACCGAGGCCUCGGUGGCUGGAAGGGGCGCAGGAUCUGGGGCUAAGCCUGAGGAAGUUGCGGGUGCUGGGGCCGAGGAAGGGUAUGUUGUAUUUGGGGGCGAUGAAGGAGAUGAUGAUGGGCUAUUCAAUGACCACGACGAAGAGGAUAUCCCCAUGCAAGAUGAUGAGUGAAGUCUAUGGUUGUGUUGGGUUUGAGAUGAGAAUGGAGUGAGGGGAAAGGAGGCACCAUGAGAUGGCAAGAACCAGACCGACUUUUAUUAGGGCAAUUACGUUUUGUGAGUUCAAUUCUGUUAUGCUCGUUCGCACCAUGCCGUUACGGUGGUCAGAUUAUGAGAAGGCGUUGUUGGAAUGGAAGUGGUGGGGGUGGGUUGUGUUGGUUGGCCUACUAGGUUAUGAGGUGCCUAGAUAUGUACAGUACAAUAAACAUAUUCUGACCUUCUUGAAUAUUAGUAUUAUGAG
Messenger RNA from Aspergillus saccharolyticus JOP 1030-1, 4235 nucleotides. Its product is annotated as putative RNA polymerase II transcription elongation factor (Ctr9). The transcript has 2 exons. Lineage: Eukaryota; Fungi; Ascomycota; Eurotiomycetes; Eurotiales; Aspergillaceae. Gene Ontology annotation, molecular function: RNA polymerase II complex binding. Bases 279 to 3947 code for a protein of 1222 amino acids. Gene Ontology annotation, cellular component: Cdc73/Paf1 complex. The record is from RefSeq and is a predicted model, not a curated record. Gene Ontology annotation, biological process: regulation of DNA-templated transcription.